Messenger RNA from Trichoderma citrinoviride, 549 nucleotides. Its product is annotated as Rpr2-domain-containing protein. The coding region runs from base 1 to 549 and encodes 182 amino acids. Lineage: Eukaryota; Fungi; Ascomycota; Sordariomycetes; Hypocreales; Hypocreaceae. The transcript is spliced from 2 exons. Gene Ontology annotation, cellular component: nucleolar ribonuclease P complex. Gene Ontology annotation, biological process: tRNA processing. The record is from RefSeq and is a predicted model, not a curated record.
AUGGCCAAGGCAAAGGGCAAUCCUGGUAUUCAAAACAGGCACAUCUACACCCGGGCUUCAUAUCUUUACCAGGCAGCCGUUUAUCUAGCCAAUUGCGCUCAACGAGCAGAGCCGGGCACCAAUGAGGAGACAAGCUUGGAGAAGUCCCAACAUGAUGACGACAAUGCCUCAUCUCGCCCAGAGCGCAAGGCAACGAUGAACCUGUCUCACCAGGUCGUAUCCGACAUGAGAUCGGUGUCUCUGAAAGCCCAGAUCCGGCAGAGCCCCUCGAUUAAGCAGACCAUCUGCAAGUACUGCGACGCCGUGCUGAUCGAAGGCAAGACAUGCCACUCUUCCGUGGAGAACCCGAGCAAAGGUGGAAGAAAACCGUGGGCCGACGUGCUCGUGAUUCGGUGUGACACGUGCAGCAACGUGAAGCGGUAUCCCAUCAGCGCACCGAGGCAGAAGAGAAAGCCCCUUCGGACUGCUGGGAUUUCUGAGACCCCGAAGACGGAGCGAGACGGCGCUCCGCCUGUGCCUGCGCCAGCUCCCGCGCUGCCUACGCGAUGA